Molecule: messenger RNA, 987 nt
Organism: Belonocnema kinseyi
Lineage: Eukaryota; Metazoa; Arthropoda; Insecta; Hymenoptera; Cynipidae
Product: collagen alpha-1(I) chain-like
Exons: 3
Coding region: 1-987 (328 amino acids)
Source: RefSeq, a predicted model, not a curated record
AUGAAGUUCUUCCUUCCUGCUCUUCUUUUUGCCUCUACGAUAUUCGUUGAUGCUGUUACAGCCGAGUCCAGAGAGCAUGAACACCACGACCACAAGAAGCAAGAAGGACACGGUGGUGCUGGAGGCCAUGGACAUUUAGAUCAUGCUCAUGGACACCAUGAACCCCAAAAAUCCCAUCAACACCAUGAACACCAAAAUCAUCAAGCUAAAUAUGGAGCACCUAAAAAGUCUGAAUACGAUAAACAAGUAGAAAAAUAUAAGACAGUGAUGGCACAUCACCAUGGUCAUAUAAACCAUGAAAACAAAAGACAUGCUGGACAUAUUAAAAAGCAUAAAACAACUGGAUCGCCUCCACCAAUUGGAUUGCCUGGGCCAAACGGAUUGACUGGACCACCAGGAUCGAUUGGACAACUUACCUCACCAAAUGGAUAUCCUGCAUUCGGACAGUAUGGAUAUGGGACGCGUUCACCAUUAGGGCAAACUCAACAAGCUUUAAAUCCCACAAGAAUUAGAAUGCCCACAGCAGCUGAGACGCUUUUACCAGCUGGAAUGGCCUUACAAAAUCAAGCCCCUUUGUAUCCUUCACAAGCCGGAAUAGCAGGAUCAUUGGGAACACAAGGAGCACAAGGUCAAUAUCUUGGAAUAGGUCAAACACAAACACAAAGUCUAAAUCCUGCACUAGGUCAAAGUCAAACACAAGGUCUAAAUUCUGGACUAGGUAUAAAUCCGCAAGCUCAAAGUCCUGGACUUGGUCUUAAUCCUACACAAGCUCAAAGUUCUGGACUUGGUCUAAAUCCUACACAAGCUCAAAGUUCUGGACUUGGUCUAAAUCCUUUACAAGCUCAAAAUUCUGGACUAGGUCUAAACCCUACACAAGCUUUAAGUUCUGGACUAGGUGUAAAUUCAGUGCAAGCUCAAAGUACUGGGCUAGGUCUAAGUUCUAUGCAGGCUCAAAAUCAAGGAUUAGGAGCUGGGGGAGCAUGGUAA